Molecule: messenger RNA, 1656 nt
Organism: Paraglomus occultum
Lineage: Eukaryota; Fungi; Glomeromycota; Glomeromycetes; Paraglomerales; Paraglomeraceae
Source: the annotation of a GenBank genome assembly
AUGCAUGAGAUAAUCACUCUUCAGUUUGGCCAUUUUACAAAUUUCGUAGGAACACAUUUUUGGAACACGCAGGAAGCUUGCUUUUCUUAUUCAGAAAACUCAACCGAACCAAAUCCAGAGAUCAUUCAUGAUGUCUUGUUCCGUACAGGUGUUACUCAAAAGGGAGUAGAAACAUACACCCCUCGGUUGCUGCUUUACGAUUUAAAAGGGGGUUUGGGAUCAUUGAAUAAGUUUAGAUUAUACGAGGGGGAAAUACCAGACACACAGUCAUCGGAUCAAUACGUCACAUGGGAUGGGAGGACGGAAACGUAUGCACAAGAACCGUAUGAGCAGAAUGCUUACUUGAAAUCACUAGAAGAAGAGGUAGAACCGACAAGCAACCACACACAGAUGGAUUUGGACAUACAGGAAGAAGAAGAUGUCGAUUAUCACUUGGAUGACAUAGUAACAACCUGGUCCGACUAUAAUAAAAUGUAUUACCACCCAAAGAGUAUCAAUCAGAUAAACCAGUAUCAAUUGGACGGAUAUAUACCAUUCGAUGUAUUCACUUACGGACGGAAUGCGUUUGAUGCACACGAAAAGGAAACAGAAUCAUUUGACCAGAAUUUUAGAUUUUUUGCUGAAGAAUGUGAUAGCAUUCAGGGCUUUCAUGUCAUGACAGAUAUAAUCGAUGGGUUUGGCGGAUUCGCAAGCGGUUUUAUCGAAACAUUGCGAGACGAGUAUCCCAAAAAGGCAAUUUUAGUCUACGGAAAUACCAACAGUCUUGAUUUGGCGGCCGUCAAUCAAGAAAGAAAAUAUAAGAAACAGAUGCUAAACGCCAUCUUCAGUACGGUCUCCUUGUGUCAGAUGUCGUCUUUGUAUGUACCUUUAAGUACACCGCUCUUAACAAAUCAGUCAUGCAUGAAAUACUUGAAACCUAACUUACAGCUUCCAUAUCACACCAGCGCGCUAUUAUCAUCAGCCAUCGAAACUGCAUGCCUUCCAUUCCGGACGCGUUCCAACUCGACAACUAUGCCGAAUUUGCUGGAUCAACUGAAUUGGCGCGGAGAUACAAAAAUCGCCUCGCUAGGAGUCGCGUUUCCUCUACCAUUGUCCAUAUAUGGCGACGACGUUGACCUGAGCAUAUCGACAAGUAAUGGAAAAGAUGCUUGUCGCAUCAAGUAUUUUAGUGCUACGGAAGAUGAUAACCAUAAGUUGGAGCCCAUGUUUUCACAAUCGGUGGUCGUAAGAGGAUUUCCUGAAGUAUUUGUGCCUGUAUCCAAGACGGUAUGCAAGAAACCAGGCGACGUCAAGACAAAACUCUUUGACAAGUUUAAUUCAUUACGCUGUGCGAAUACAACAAACUUUGACGUCAAACUCGCCUACCCAAUCCCAUCAUCGUUUCCACAAAUGUUCAAGUCUCUUACUGUUGACGGGUUUAUAAACGUGUCGGGGGAGCCAGCCCAAAGAAAGGUAAAAUCGGUUCCCAUGCUGUCUCAUCUUACAAUCUCGUACCAGCCUCGGCACCUGUUGGAGCGAUACGUGAAUGUCUUGGAAGGAUUGAAUUUCAAACUAUUUCCCGAAUACGCGGAAGGCACGUGUGGGCUGACAAUGGAAGACUUUUUGCAAGUCAAAGAAUCGAUAUUAGAGUUACGAGACGUUUAUUCCGAGGACUAA